This is a messenger RNA of Gossypium raimondii (Peruvian cotton), 2146 nucleotides long. RefSeq names its product serine/arginine-rich splicing factor SC35. The transcript has 8 exons. Bases 104 to 865 code for a protein of 253 amino acids. NCBI's taxonomy places the organism in Eukaryota, Viridiplantae, Streptophyta, Magnoliopsida, Malvales, Malvaceae. Gene Ontology annotation, molecular function: RNA binding. The record is from RefSeq and is a predicted model, not a curated record.
CACAUCCACAAAUAUAAACCCUAACCGUAAAACCUUUUCUAUUUCUCGAUCUCUGUUCUUCCCCCAAUUUUUUUCUUCUUCUCAUCAAUUGCGAAGAAAAAAAAUGUCUCACUUUGGAAGAUCAGGUCCUCCCGACAUCACUGAUACCUACUCUCUUCUCGUCCUCAAUAUCACAUUCCGUACGACCGCUGAUGAUUUGUUUCCAUUGUUCGGUAAGUACGGGAAAGUCGUUGACAUCUUUAUCCCUAAAGAUCGAAGGACUGGUGAUUCUCGAGGUUUUGCAUUUGUACGAUAUAAGUAUGCGGAUGAGGCACAGAAAGCUGUGGAUAGGCUCGAUGGGAGAGUCGUUGAUGGUCGGGAGAUAACAGUUCAAUUUGCGAAAUAUGGGCCUAAUGCAGAAAGGAUUCACAAAGGAAGGAUUAUUGAACCAGUUCCAAGGUCAAGAAGUCGCAGCCCACGCAGAAGGCACCGGGAUGAUUAUUCCAGAGAUAGGGGUUAUAGGAGAAGAAGUCGUAGUAGGAGCUAUGACCGGUAUGAACGUGAUCGAUAUCGUGGGAAAGACAGAGACUAUCGGCGUCGCAGCAGGAGUCGUAGUGCAAGUCCUGACUAUUCUAAAGGUCGAGGAAGAGGGUGCUAUGAUGAUGAUCGGCGGAGUAGCAGUCGAUCACUGAGUGCUUCUCCUGCUCGCCGCAGCCCUAGUCCUCGUAGGAGUCUUACCCCACGCAAGGCCUCUUCUCCAAGGGGUGAAAGUCCUUACAGGCGCAGCCGUGAUGGAGGGUCUCCAAGUCCUCGAAGUGUUUCACCACGAGGCCACCCUGCUGAUUCUCGUAGUCCAUCUCCUCGGAACUCAGAUGUUGAUGAAUAAUCUUGUGGAUGGAUUACUGGAGACUCUAAGUAGCACGUAUCUUGUUGCUAUGUUAGUGUUGAGGACAUUUAUAUAUCUUGUGUUCUCUAGUAUUGGUAGGACUGGUUUUUUGGUGUUUUAAUUAACUGUCCUGAACCUUCUUUCUCUAUCACUUAAGCAGUAUCUUGGAGUCUGAACUAAUGUAGUUUCAAGUUUGAUGUUUCAGUACCCACCAAAGAUUUUGUGAUGUAAGCUGGUUGUUUUAGGUUGCUUUCCGUUCCCCCUUUAGAUCUUAUAGUUGGCUCCUUGUUGCUUGUCUCCCAAAUUAAUUUUUCAUGGAGCCACUCCAGUGUUUCUUUUUAGUUAUUGUGUUUCCCUUUUUUCUAAGAAUGCUGAUUCAUCUGAAACUAUCUGUUGGGUUUUAUAGCAAUGUUCGGGGGAAAGAGUGACUUGGGCAAAUGGACAUGAUGUUGAUGUUGUGGCUGUUGAUGCUGUUUGUAUCUGUAGAUGAAUGAUCGUGAUUGUGAUGCUGGUUAUAGCAGUAUGCUGAUUGCAGGGACAAUCUGUUAAGUACUUUUAACUGAUAUUUAUAAUUGGUAAGACCUGCAGUUGAGUCUUGAUUUUUGAAAGCCUUGCAUCCUUUAGGUUUCUGAUAUUUCUAUGCGGUUACCCUCUUGAUUUGCUCUUUUUCUAAAAUUGAGACCAAGGUUAAGUUGCGGUGAUGGUAGAAAAGGAAAUUUGAACUGUGAAAUGCUGCGUAUGAUGGACGUAUGAUGCAGGUUCUAAAAUAAAGAGAGUAAUGUCUUGAUCUGACCCUUGCAACUGCUUAAUUGAACCAAAAUAACCUUGUGUAUAAUGGUUUCACCGGUGUAUUUAAUCGCACCCUAUUAUUGCUAAUAUUUUGAGUUGUAGCAAAAUUGUACGUGACUGAUGCUGUGAAGUGGUGGUUGUGCGUAUCUGUUGUAAGAUGCAUAUGGCUGGUGUUUUAACCAAAUAGAGGCGGUUGCCGCGUUUUUUUGUCGGUUGCCUUUGUUGCUGGUGUGCUUGAAGCUGGCUGUUGCUGCCCCCUUUACAGGGCCAUGUUAGUUCUACCUUUAUUACCAGUUUUUAUCUUUUUAAAUGUUAAAAAAAAAAAAAAAAACCUUGGGAACCGGUGUAGUGGCAUUGUGAUCUAGUCUUGGUUCAUUCUAAGUACUACAGGUUUGGUAGGAUAUAUUGAAUUUUUUAAAUUAUAGGAAUAGCUUAAAUGGAUGAAGAUGUUGAAAUAAGUGAAUAAAAAAGAGGUGUGUCCUGAAAAUCCAA